Messenger RNA from Paramecium pentaurelia, 1038 nucleotides. The record is from the annotation of a GenBank genome assembly. Lineage: Eukaryota; Ciliophora; Oligohymenophorea; Peniculida; Parameciidae.
AUGAAUAACAAAAUCUUCUCUUUUUAAAACACAAAUACAUUGGCUUAAGCAUUAACCAAUAAAAUACAUGAAUUAGAGUAUUAAUCAAAAAAAGGUACCAAAUAUCCUUUUGGAAAUAAUGAAGACUUUGUUGGGAUUGGGUAAAUGAUUUUAGAGUUUUUUUUCUCUGAUUACUUGAUUUAAAGAGGGUGGGUAUUAAUGUAAUUAAACAUAGUUAUCCAAAUAAAGAUAGUUAAAUAAAAAAGUCAAGUGAUCUUGUGUUGUUGAGACAAAGACUAUUGAGUGAAAGGAAUUUAGCUGAUAUAGCAAUAAUGUAUAAGAUUGAUAAUAUCGUUCAAGUAGGUAACUAAAUCAGCUUAAAGUAAAAAAUAAAUUAUAUAUUAGAAAAAACCCUAAAAUACUUGCAGAAACUCUUAAAUCAAUAAUUGCUGCUUAGUAUUAUGAUUCUGGAUUCGAUUUAGAUCAUUUAAGAGAAGUUGUAUAGCCAAUACUAAAAUAAGUUUUGGAUAAGUAUAUAAUUCAACUAAUACAACUAGAGGAUAAGGUGUCCCUAUAAUUGAGCUUAAAUAAAAUCCGAAAUCGGCAUUUUUAGAAUUUGUUAAUGGGUGUACCAAUUUAAAACCAAAAGUUUCUGUUGAAUGGAAAAAGGAUACUACUUAAAAUGGAAACCCAAUUAAUGUAUAUUAAGUUUAAUUGGAAUUGAAUAAUAUAUUAUCAAUUACAAGAAUGGGAAUUAAUAAGAGAAACACAGAAUAAAUAGUAUACAGAGAAGCAUUAUAAAAGCUUAAAUAGAUUUAAUAAAAAUAAUUACAUUCAUAAGAAUAGUAAAAUUAACAAACUCAACCAUUAAAAAUUAAAACUUAAGAUAAAGAAUCCAUUUAAGAAAUUACUAUUUUAGAUGAAUUAGAUACUUCUGUAAUGGAAUAAAGUUAAUUUUACUCAUUAUCUGAUUUAAAAGAUGAUGAUUUAAAUUUAUUAGAAAAUUAAAGAACAUUAGGUUAAAAAGUAGAAUCCCUAUUGGAAUAGUUUGCUUUAUGA